Molecule: messenger RNA, 1213 nt
Organism: Drosophila bipectinata
Lineage: Eukaryota; Metazoa; Arthropoda; Insecta; Diptera; Drosophilidae
Source: RefSeq, a predicted model, not a curated record
UGCACAAAGUACAUAUACCAAAUGCGAUUAUAAUGCCGUCUCGGCAUAGUCAGUCAGUCGGUUAUCGAGUUUCCAGCUGUCGAGUAAAAGCGAGCGGAAUAAAGAACCUACCGUGUCUGAGGAAGCUAGUCUUGGAAGCUCCCGACUACAAUGGAAAAGGCCUCCACGUGCUGGAGAAACUACAGCAUCUAGAGAUAUCUUACUUUUGCGAUUUAGAUGCCAAAUACAUAAUCGAAUGCUGCAUCAGGAUGAAAAAUCUGCACUUUCUUAAAAUUGGAAUGAACACCAUAAACCUGAGCAACGAAAACUUAUCCGCGAUUGUCGCGAACUGCCGGAACUUGGAAACGCUUGGGUUCACCGAUAACGAACUUCUCGAUAAUGUGGCAUACGAAAGGGUUUGUGAGCUCCCUCGCCUGAAGCACCUAAUAAUUUCCUUUCCGCGUCUAGGACCGUGUUUCAUCGAGGGACUUGUACGUAGGACUGGCACUCCUUUAGAGAGCCUUAUUCUGUAUAACUCGUAUUUGUGUAAGGAGCAUAUAGAGCAUAUCUGUGAUAUUUCUUCCCUCAGAGAACUCGGGCUAAGCAGCUGGAACGUUAAUUUCAAUGUGGAAGACUUUACGAAACUAAAAUCUCUUGAAUACCUACAUCUGGAAAUACGAGGCAUUACUAAUAAGCAGUUGUUGGAACUGCUGCUCGGAUGCCCACGCCUACGGGUCUUGCAUGUGUACAAUUGUUGGAAUAUUAAUUCCGAUUUCAUUUCUUUACUAAAUCGCUCUGCGAAGAAGCUUAAGGAAAUCAAUCGUGGCAAAAUUUCAAUAUAUUUAGGUGAAUCUUCUGUGGAUUGGGAAGGAAACUCCAGCUUUAAAAUUGAGAACAUACACAUCAAAAAAGGCCAUUUAAAAUCUCCUAUUUUUUAUUAUAAAAAUUGAGGAGCUCAAAAUUCAAUAACAAACAUUCCGACGCCGAUAGCUUUUAAUAUAAUUCAGGAUUACUUCAUUCAUACCUGUAGCCAGCCCAACUCACAGUGAAAUAUUUAAGAAGUACAAACAAACAUUAAAUUACGCAUUAAAAUCAUGUUUUUUUUUUUUAUGCCAAGACCUUAGAAACUCCCAGACACUUCCCGAAAGCAAGACACAAGCUCUUGGCAGAGAAAAUUCAAUUCAAUUCAAGGGACCGGGACCGGGACCAGGCCAUGGCAGAAACGGAAACUUGA